Bipolaris sorokiniana ND90Pr is the source of this 1288-nucleotide messenger RNA. RefSeq lists its product as uncharacterized. The record is from RefSeq and is a predicted model, not a curated record. The transcript is spliced from 2 exons. The coding region runs from base 294 to 1013 and encodes 239 amino acids. Lineage: Eukaryota; Fungi; Ascomycota; Dothideomycetes; Pleosporales; Pleosporaceae.
UCGUUCGCAUAACUAGUGGAAAUCUGACAAGCGUGGCGGUCAUUACACAAGGUCGCAGCUUGGCCAAUCACAGCACAGACUUCUGGGCAACGCAUCUGGCGCACAGCGCAACAGACAUAUCAUUUCGAUUUGUUUCCACGCGCAACCCCGCAAAACAUUGAAACACAUCAAUUUCCCCCAAGACUGAUAGACGCUUCUUGUCUGUCGCCUGUCCGAAGAAAAACAACACCAUCGCCGACCGACACACACGAACAGUCGAAUUGCCUGGGAAACACGCAACAACCAUAUCCAACAUGGCGACACAGACACUGCACGGCUCCUGUGCAUGCGGACGGAACCGCUAUGUAAUUGAGAUACCAGCACAGCAAGUGCGCCAAGCCGAGCUGAGAUACGACAAUACUCCAGCAUCGCGAUACCAUGCUGCCAACCCUCUUACUCUCUGGCUGCGCGUGCCUUUGCCAUGGUACACAUCGGCUACAUUCGCCCAAUUCCCCGACGAGACACGACUGAGUAUCAAGCGCAACUUCGAAUCUCCCUUUGCAUCCCACACCCGCCGCCAGUUCUGCGGAUACUGCGGCACCCAGCUGUCAUCGUGGAAUGAGCGCACACGCGAUGAGGCCGAACACAUCUCCCUGACAGUCGGCAGCCUGUUGGACGAGGACCAGGAACUGCUGGGCGACCUCGGCUUCAUCCCCAGCAGUGACAGUAGCGACGACGAGGGCAUGUCAUCCGCUGCCCCCUCCCGUCCAACCUCUUCGCGCACCGUCGUCCGCUCGGAUCCCCAGUCUCGCGGCGCUCCCUGGUUCGAGGAGAUUGUACGCAACACUCGCCUUGGACGCUUCAAGCAGCAGCGCGGUGCACACACGGACAGCGGCGUCCACGUCGAAUGGGAAGUCACGGAAUGGACUGAAGGCGAUGGCCUCGAUCUCGACGACGAGGGUAGCGCCACGCCCAGCAAGCGCAAGAUUGGCGACAUCGAUGACGCUGAAGACAUGGAGAUGCGCACCGCGUAAAAUCUCGCCUUCUUUCAUUUUCACCUACGGUAUGACUUUGACUUGACAUUCACAACGACAAUAGAUUUGGCGCCGCUCACGCCUCACGGGACGAGACAAUUAGUAAUCAUCGGUCCUCUGGCAGGGCGACAUGGGCUUGGAGUUUGCAGGUGCGUUCUUUUGUGUAUACCAUUAUGUGAAUACAGUAUGGCGCAUGUCACUCUGCCCUGUUUGUAACAUGACCAUUUCCUUCUCAGAUGCAUGAAUCUAUUCACUUUCCUUCAUUCCAAUUCUUG